This is a messenger RNA of Lineus longissimus, 3826 nucleotides long. RefSeq names its product chloride channel protein C-like. The record is from RefSeq and is a predicted model, not a curated record. Gene Ontology annotation, cellular component: membrane; intracellular membrane-bounded organelle. The transcript has 15 exons. Lineage: Eukaryota; Metazoa; Nemertea; Pilidiophora; Heteronemertea; Lineidae. Gene Ontology annotation, biological process: chloride transport; transmembrane transport. Bases 280 to 2952 code for a protein of 890 amino acids. Gene Ontology annotation, molecular function: voltage-gated chloride channel activity.
AACGGUGGUUUUGCCAUGUUUGCGCCAAAAAAAGCAUCGUAAUUUCUUACUUUUUCCAACAUUGAAAUCGUUAGCGCUUUUGUACAUUGCCUUUCUUUGGCUGCUUCUGAUGCUGGUCUAAAGCAAAUUAUUUCGAUGCUGUCGUGCUAAUGCCAGUGGGCCGUGGCAGUGGGUGUAUUCGACUCCCCGUUCUCCAGCUUUCUGGAGCGGACCGAGAACAGGCGAAAACGUUCCCGAGUCUUGAACGGGUGAUAAGGUGACAAGCAAUGAGUCUAAGAGAUGGAGCGUCUACGCAAUGAAGACGACAUGGAGAUCGGGGACAGUGAUAUCCAUGUAGAUGUAGACAGUCAAGACUUGAAUCCAGGACAACAGGGAGAUGGACUUCGUCAACGAUCAUUGACGGAGAGGAGGCGAUUGGCAAAGUAUGGGGCGACGCAUGAACCUCCUCUUGAUGAUGCGGUCCUCUACCCUCACGAUGAUGACCACUCUUUCUUUGCAAAGGGCCGAGACUUUGAGAGUCGCUAUGUGAACCACAAGUAUACGCAGAAGGAGAGAGAGACUUUGGCCACAUUUGAAAGUUUGGAUUACCUUCCUUCCCAUAGUGAGGUGUACAAACAGUGGCUGAGGACGCAGCCUAAAAGACUUGAUUGGGAUCGUUGGUUGAUGAUGGGAUUCAUCGGGUUCAGUGUUGGCUUUGUCGGCUUUCUCCUCCAUCAAUGUGUUGACGUCAUAUCGAACUGGAAGUGGGAGGUGGCCUCAGAGUUCGUGAAAGGCAACAACACUGUUGACAUGUUGAAGGCAUGGGGCUUCACACUCGGCUUCAGCCUACUGCUAAUUGUGCUUAGUUCCUCCCUAGUUGUGUUCUUGCGACCAAGUGCUGGUGGUUCAGGUAUUCCAGAAGUGAUAGGAUUCCUUAACGGGACGGUCGUCCGUCACAUCUUUAAUGUUAAGACGAUGUUGGUGAAGUUCGUCUCCUGUGCCUUGGCUGUGGCAUCGGGCAUGCCGGUGGGACCUGAGGGGCCAAUGAUACAUUUGGGGAGUUUGGUUGGAGCAGGCCUCAGUCAAUUCAAGUCGGACACACUCCGCGUAAGGCUGCCAUUCUUUGAACGAUUCCGCAACUCUGAAGAUCGGCGUAACUUCAUUUCUGCCGGGGCUGGUGCAGGGAUUGCCUCAGCUUUUGGGGCUCCCGUUGGGGGUCUACUCUUUUCCAUGGAGGAGGUGUCAUCUUUCUGGAACAUGAGGCUGUCAUGGCAGAUCUUCUUCUGUUGCAUGGUGUCGACAUUCACUACGGAUCUUUUCAACUCGGCGUUUGAGGCUUUCCGCUACCGUGGUGACUUUGGAUUGUUCAAGACGGACAAGUAUAUCAUAUUUCAAGUCACCCAGGGCAUUGCUGUCAACAUCAUUGCGUUCAUACCAACAGUUAUCAUCGGAAUCAUAGGGGGCGUACUUGGAGCAUUAUUUACGUUCAUCAAUUUGAAGUUUGCCCGAGGAAGGAAGAGGCUGUUGUCCAGGAUUCCAAGCGUAUGGGGACAGAAAGUGGUCAGAUUAUUGGAGCCUAUUAUAAUCAUUAUUGUUUUUGUCACUGUAUCGGUGUUCCUGCCCGCGGCCUACGGGUGUUCCCCAUUUACCUGUAGGAAUGACACAAUGACCGUGCAGAGCCCGAACUGCCUGGGAGACAAACAGCACCCCCUACAUGUGGAGAGGUCAGUCAACACCUACACUUGUGGAGAUCCUGAGUCGAAUGAAACCAGCGACACUUAUAAUCAAGUUGCCACCCUCCUUUUUGUGACUGGCGAGGAAGCGAUCCAUCAUCUGUUCUCAAGGAACACCCACCUUGAGUUUGACUACGCAGCCCUGUUCACCGUCCUUGUCUUCUACUACUUCAUGGCCUGUUGGGCCUCGGGCACGUCCAUCUCGUGUGGGCUUGUGGUGCCAAUGUUGUUGAUAGGAGCGCUAUAUGGCAGGAUGAUAGGUCUAUCCAUGGUUACAGCCUUUGGUGUCCAUACCAAAGAGGUCAGUCCCUACUGGGCAUGGAUGGAUCCAGGGGCCUUCGCUCUUGUUGGGUCUGCAUCCUUUUUUGGUGGAGUAUCCAGACUGACGAUGUCUCUUACAGUGAUUAUGAUGGAGAUCACCAAUGACAUCCAGUUCUUGUUGCUGAUCAUGGUGGCCAUCAUGGUGUCCAAGUGGGUCGGGGACUUUUUCACCCAUCCUUUGUAUCAUGCAUUGCUAGAACUCAAGUGUAUUCCCUUCCUUGAUGAAGAGCCUGUUGUAAUACAUGAUAAAAAUCAAAUUAUGAGUACUCGGUCCGAUACGGUCAACCUUGAGCUCUACCAGGCGAAGCACGUCAUGACCAAACCACCCAUUGUCCUCCAUGUGACUGAAGCGGUAGCACGGCUUGCUCACCUCCUGUUAGACACGCCCCACGGUGGAUUCCCUGUCAGUAAGAGAUGCGCUGAUGGGACAGAAAUUUUCUAUGGAUUUAUAAACAGGCUAGAAAUCAUGGUGCUAUUAAAAAAUGAAGAUAUCUUCAUAUCGGAGGAUGAGGUGUCACUGACAGACGCGCAUGACUUGUCUCCUGUCGAGUAUCACCAGCUCACACUCGACAAGCUGGAGAACCCUCACUUUGUUGAGGAGCUCCUACAUAAAUACACCAAGGAGCCAAAGUUUGAGAACAUCUACCUCGAUAUGGGACCAUUCAUUAACCAAUCUGCUGUAACCAUUCCUGAAAAGUUCUCCCUCCAUCGGACAUACAUUCUAUUCCGUACAAUGGGUCUCCGCCAUCUUACCGUAGUCGACGACCACAACCGCAUAGUAGGGAUCAUUACCCGCAAGGACUUAAUGGGCUUUAGUCUCGAGGAACACCUUGUCCCAAUUCUGCGGGAAGAAAUGAAUAAAUCUCGUACUCAUCUGGAGAUGUUGGACUCAAGAGCAAGCAUGCACAUUCCUAGCUAAUAAGUAAAAGGUAUGAUUUUCCAGGAUUCUUUGCAUGAUGUUUAUUUGCUGCCAUAGCAACAGGAUUGGGAAGGAUAUUCUGGGAUGGGAAGUGAAAUUGGACACUUAAUGGAAUAUAUUCGAAAAGUCGGAUCGAAAACUUGGUGCUUUUAGUUUUAGCUGUACUGGUGCUCAAUUUAACAGGACUACUGUAGGUGCUCUAUUUGACUGGACUAGAUUUUCAUUUUUUGGCACUUGGCUCUGCCUCUAGGAACUGGUAUCCUGAGACUUACAAGUGCUUUUUAUCAGUUCUAGGGAUAAAGAGUAAAAAGUGAUUUAAAAACUUGGUGUUCAUGGUUUGAAACUGCAGGAGGAAUCGGUUCUGCUAUCAACUCAGAAAUAUGGAUCCUUUCAGGAACGGACCCAAGACUUCCAGUUGCUGUUGCUUCAGCGUUUAUGCUUGCAUUCAUUGGCUUUCAGUGUUAUGUCCACCCUGUGGAGUCGGCUGCAACCUCUCCGAGGGUCUCCCACUCUCCGAGGCUAUGCCUGGAAACGCAAUGCCAGGAGCUAUGUUUAGGUUUUAAAUUGAUGUUGCAUCUCUGGGUUUCAGCAUUUGGACUAUAACAGUUGCAUGUACAAGAGAAAUCGUACAUUUCAACGGUUUGGAUUCAGAUGCUGAAUCUUGAGAUGCAAAAUCGGUUUGAAAGCCUUAACAUGGCUCCUUGGGUUUCGUGGCAUAGCCUUGUCACAGUGAGGAAGCUUUUGGAUGUACAGUCCAAACAAUGCCUUUGUGUACAGCCUUAGGCAGGAUAAUAUUAAUAUUUUGAGCUUCCUUAGCUCCUGAUUAUGAAUUAAAGAAUUGUAUUUCAAGUCAAAUAUACUGCUUUAUUUAAAA